Molecule: messenger RNA, 837 nt
Organism: Meloidogyne enterolobii
Lineage: Eukaryota; Metazoa; Nematoda; Chromadorea; Rhabditida; Meloidogynidae
Source: the annotation of a GenBank genome assembly
AUGGAAUAUAUAUUGUGGAAUCGAGAUGAAUUUGACAGAAUUUAUAAUUGUACAGGAAUUAAUGUUGAUGAUAUUCCAAUUGAACAAAGAAGAUAUCCGUUAGCUGCAAUUAUUUGUAUAAUAUUAGGCUGCAUAUAUUAUCCUUUAUAUUUUCCUUGUCUUUACUCUUUUUGGAAGAAUAGAGCCAAAAAUCCUUGUUAUAUACUUUUAAUUUAUCUUUCUAUAUUGGAUAUUGGAACUCUUUGGGUACCAACAUUUGCUAUAGGAAUCUUCAGCUUAAAUGGUGUUGUCUAUUGCUCUUUACCUUUUUGGACCUAUUUUGCUGGCUGUGAUCUUUUAUUUUUUUGGGCUGCUGAAUGUAGUGGAGAUUUGAUUUUGGGAAUAAAUCGUUGUCUAGAAAUGGCAUUUCCAAAAAUUGCAAAAAAACUUUUUCACAACAAUCGUGUUUAUAUUUGGAUAACUUUUUGUAAUUUAUAUGGACUUUAUUGGCUUUUAUUUCGACAUCCUUAUAUUUUUAAUGGAUUGGAAUUUGGAGAUUUAUAUGACCCUUUAACUGGAUAUAUACCUUUUAGAAUGGAAUUUUUUAAAGAGGAUUUAAUAGAAUUAACGAUACAUAAUACUAUAUUGGCUGCUGGAUCACCAAUAAUUUAUACUUUAUUUGCAAUUUGCUUAAUUUUUAAAUUUCGAGCACUAUCUAAUAAAAUUACAAAAGAAGAAAUAAUGGUUGGUAGUUCUUUAAAUAUUUUUAGAAAAAGAAAGAAACCCAGUCCCUGCCCUAAGACUGGUCGAAAUAAUUUAAUAAAAAAUUUUUCUAUGAAUUUUCAACACCCUACGUGA